This is a messenger RNA of Brassica rapa (field mustard), 3555 nucleotides long. Its product is annotated as probable long-chain-alcohol O-fatty-acyltransferase 2. Gene Ontology annotation, biological process: lipid metabolic process. The record is from RefSeq and is a predicted model, not a curated record. NCBI's taxonomy places the organism in Eukaryota, Viridiplantae, Streptophyta, Magnoliopsida, Brassicales, Brassicaceae.
CAGAACUUAAAAAAAAAAAAAAAAAGAGAAAGAAACAAAAGAAUGGAAGAAGAGUUGAGAAACUUGAUCAAGGUUUGGAUCUCUGCCUUUAUCUCCAUAUCUUACUGUUACUACAUCUCUUCAAGAAUCUCCAAAGGUUUUCUCCGUCUCCUCUCUCUCCUUCCCAUCUUCAUCAUCUUUCUUCUUAUUCCUCUCUUCUUCUCUUCUGUCCACUUCUGUGUCAUCUCUGCUUUCUUCCUCACAUGGCUCGCAAACUUCAAGCUCGCUCUCUUUGCUUUUGAUCAAGAACCUUUAAGCCCACUUCCUUCAACUCUCUCCCGUUUCUUCUGCUUCGCUUGUUUUCCCAUCAAAACCAACCAAAAACCUUCUUCAAGUCAAACCUACAACAAACCUAUGUCUAAAUGGGUUCUUGCUUCCAAAGUUAUGAUAUUUUCCUUCUUAUUACAACUCUACAGUAACAACUACCAUAACAGUUUAUCUCAGCUCCCUUUCUUGGCUAUCUUUACCAUCCAUAUAUACCUUGAGGCAGAGUUUAUCUUAUUCUCCACCGGUACGUUGCUCUCUACAAUUCUUGGUUGUGAAAUCGAACGGGUCUUCAACGAGCCUUAUUUAGCUACUUCAUUACAAGACUUCUGGAGUCGUAGAUGGAACCGCAUGGUCCCAUCAGUUCUACGUCCAACCGUUCACAUCCCAGUUCAGCAGUAUACGACUCGGUUAAUCGGUCCAAACCUGGCUUUUUAUGCUGGAGUGUUGGCAACGUUUCUUGUCUCCGGGUUAAUGCAUGAGCUUAUUUACUUUUAUAUUAUUCGUAAAUCUCCAACUUGGGAAGUCACUUGUUUCUUUAUGUUGCAUGGAGUUGUAACUUCUUUGGAGAUAUGGGUGAAGAGCAUGCGGUUGUGUCCACCACCGCAUCGAGCUGUCUCGAGUCUUGUGGUUGUGGUGUUUGUGUUUGUUACGGCCGGUUGGUUGUUUACACCUCAAGUGCUGAGAAAUAAUGUGCAUAAGAGAGUGAUAAAUGAAUGUUUGUUUGUUAUAGACUUUGUCAAAUCACACCUUGUUAACAUUGUGAUGUAACGUUCAUAAUAUGAAGAAGCGUUUUUUUUUUUUUGUUAUCCUCAUCGUUAUUAUCGAUAAAAGGUUAGGCCACACACUUGGGAAGUAGAGGCAGGACAAAGCUGGAGCAAUGAAGUUUGUCAUGCGUUACAAAUUUGGACUCCUAUAAGUAAAAUAAAAAAAAACGUUUUUAUUCAAAUAUGUGCCAAAAUAACUAAACCAUAUAUAUAGUGAUCUAGUAGGUCGAUGAAUCACCAUAAACUCAGUGGAUAGAGUAGAUAAGUGAGAUCCGACCAUCUUCCACGCCCUCAUCCACUAGGCCAACUCCAGUUUCAGAUUAACUCGGAACUACUUUCCUUACUUUGGUCAAACUCUCUAUCGGGAAAAAACAACCUUUAUGACAAGGCCAUGUGAUUGGGAACAAUGCAUGGUGUGAAUCAUAUUUACACAUUUUUAAUCAUGAUGAGUUGCUUGCAUUCUUUGGCAUUGUACCCGUUUACUUUAUACUAGUCACAAAACUUGGUUCCGUCGUGGGCAUGAGAAGACGAAGUUUGUGUGGGGGUGGAAGAUAAGUCUGAUGGUUUCACGAUUGCUCACUGUAGGGUUUGUAGUUUUACGAGUGGUUGGUUGUUUUUUCCUCCUCUUCUAAGAAGUGGCAUGUUUGUUAGACUCUCUAAUGAAGCUUUGUUGUUCAUUGAUUAUGUGAAGGGCUAUGUUUUUUACUUUUCGGUAAUGAUUCGUGGAUUAUCAAAUCAUAUUACUUUGUGAAAUUUCAGAAUUACACAGAUGUGAUUAGUGGUUUCGGUAGAUCAUCAUCUACUGUAGAGAUAGUUUGAGGAGGAGUUAUGAGACUUCACAUCUAUAUAUAUCAUCAUUUAGAUAUAUAAACAAGUGGUUUUGCUUACUUUUUCGCUGGUCAUGUUGGGACUUAAACGGGUUAAGUUGUAAGUCGAUUGAUUAAGCUUUGGUAAUUUUGUGCAGAAUCAGUAGAGUUGAAACUUUUCAUAAAGGGUAAGUGUUUCGACAAUGGCUUAUGGCUCUGUAGCAUAAUCGCGUGGGGAAUCUCAUGAAUCACGUGUUCGACAUGUCUUAAUUUAGUUGUUUGGUUUAAUUUGGACUUUUAUGUAAUGGGGUUAAUCCCUUUUAAAACCAACCACUCGUAAAUUUCAUCCUUGAGACUGAUGAAAGAGAAAUGCUAAUUGUCUUUUAUGGAAUAAAUCUUAGGGGAUUUGCACUAGAUAGCAAAAAUAUAGGAGAUAAUUAGGUAGAUGGGUAAGACACUGUACUUUUUUAGGUAAUACCAAAACAGUCUUUAUUUCCACAGGAAAAGCAAAGUACAGUAUCUGUUACACGUCAGACGUGAUUAAUUAAAACAGACGGUUGCACACAAAAAGUGUCAAUAAUGCAAAGAAUUAAGACUUUCUUUCUCUUUUAUGCAAAAAAACCAAAGGGAUCUAUAAUAAUAUUAUUCCCCGAAUCGGUCUCAAUUCCCAGUUCCUCCAAACAACCUACGAGAGUAGGUGAGUACGAGUACGGCAAGUAGCAUCGGUCUCAUCCUCAAAUCAUGUGGAUUUCGAGUCACCGCCAUUAAAAUUGGUCUCUUUUCUCUCCUUAUUACAAUAACCUUUGUCGUUUCUUUCAUGUGUGUAAUAACGAACAUGUGUUCUGUUUCUUAUGUUUUCUUCAAACAAAGUUUGUUUCUUUUCUUUCAUUUUUGCUUUUGAUUUUUUUUCUCCCAAUGAAAAAAAAAGUUUCAGAUUCAAUUCCCGGUUCCUCCAAACAACCUAGGGAGUAGGUGACUACGAGAAUCGUAAGAUAAGAGAAAAAAUGUUGGCAAAUCUCAGCCAUUACUCAUCUCCACCGGGUUCACCUAACGAAGUCUCUGUAAGUCGACAAAAAUAGUAUUCAGACAAUUAUACUCGAAUCCGGUUUCUAUACUUUGUACAUGGUUUUUAUGUAUAUACUCAAAUCCGGUUUCUAUUAGUUGUACCCGGUUUUUAUGUAUAGGCAACUACGGUUUCUCCUCUUCGAAAAUGUCUUAUCCUCACCGAAAAUAUCUUCUCCUCUUCUCUUCACUUCUCCUCUCUAAAAAUAUCUUACAACUCUUCUCUCACCAAUUUGGAAAAAUAUAACCGAUUUUGUACACUUAUUUACUUUUUCAAUAGGUUCAAAAAUAAAACUAAUAAAUAGUCAUAACUGCCAAUUGCAGGUUACUUGUAAAAUAUAUCAAAACUCUUCUCUCUUUAAUUUUUAUAGAUACAUCCGGUUGCAAUAACUAAUAUCAUAGUUUUAAAAGAAUGUAGCCGGUUUCGCUAAGUGUAUUGCGUUUUGAAUACAAAUUUAAUUAUUUGCGAGCAACCCGGGUAGCAGGUAACGAGGAAGGUGUGGGUAAAGGAGAUAAUUGGCAACUCAUGGAAAAAUUGUCAUGGUUCGCCAAUUAUUAAAAAGUUUGCAUAGAUCUGCAAUUACCAUGCUGAAUUUUGAUUUCUAGCUAAAUAGGCC